This is a messenger RNA of Nicotiana tabacum (common tobacco), 1179 nucleotides long. Lineage: Eukaryota; Viridiplantae; Streptophyta; Magnoliopsida; Solanales; Solanaceae. The record is from RefSeq and is a predicted model, not a curated record.
UUUUUGUCGACAAGUGCAUCAUCUGCUUGGAAUAAGGGGGAAGUGCGAGCAUAAACAGCUGCGUAAAGUGGAAGCUAGUAGGUCCAACAUAAACGUGAACUUCUCCCUUUCGCUGCCCCAAUGGCGGAUUCGACAUCACAAAGCAGAUCAAGGGACCUCGACAAGCUCCUUCUCCGCCCCGGAAAUCUCGUUGGGCCGACCUUCGAGGCCGGUACGGAGUUGAGAGAUGAUUUAAAGGAGUAUGUAAGAGUGUUAGUGAUAGGUGCUGGUGGAUUAGGUUGCGAAUUGCUUAAGGAUUUGGCUUUCUCAGGAUUUCGUAACCUCGAGGUCAUUGAUAUGGACCGAAUUGAAGUUACCAAUCUUAAUCGCCAGUUUCUCUUCAGACUUGAAGAUGUAGGGAAACCAAAGGCAGAAGUUGCUGCUAAAAAAGUGAUGGAGAGAGUCAAUGGUGUAGAUAUCAAGCCACAUUUCUGUCGGAUUGAGGACAAACCAAUAAGCUUCUACAGUGAUUUCCAAAUUAUUGUUCUUGGUCUUGAUUCUGUCGAAGCUCGAAGCUAUAUAAAUUCUGUAGCUUGCGGCUUUCUAGAGUACGAUUCUGAUGAUAACCCACGAGAAGAGACAAUUAAGCCUAUGGUUGAUGGUGGGACUGAAGGAUUCAAGGGCCACGCAAGGAUUAUAAUGCCAGGUGUUACCCCCUGCUUUGAGUGUACAAUAUGGCUCUUUCCUCCACAAGUGAAGUUUCCAUUAUGUACUCUUGCUGAAACUCCAAGAACUGCUGCUCACUGCAUUGAGUAUGCACAUCUAAUCAAAUGGGAUGAGGUUCAUAGUGGCAAAACAUUUGAUCCAGAUGAUCCUGAACACAUGCAAUGGGUGUAUUCAGAGGCUGUUAAGAGAGCAGAGCUCUUUGGAAUUCCGGGAGUUACCUAUUCUUUGACCCAGGGUGUUGUUAAAAAUAUCAUUCCUGCUAUAGCAUCCACCAAUGCUAUAAUUUCUGCUGCCUGUGCUUUGGAGACCUUAAAGCUUGUCUCCGGAUGCAGCAAAACUCUAUCAAAUUACUUGACGUACAAUGGAGUUGAAGGUCUGCACACCAAAGUGACCGAGUUUGUGAGGGACAAAGAGUGUCUUGUUUGUGGUCCUGGCGUUCUCAUUGAGCUGGAAGCUUCAGUUACUUUGAAAAAG